AUGUCCAAGUUCUUCGAGGACCUAUGGGAGUCCAUCUUCACCCCCGGACCGACGCCUAGUCUCCUCAUCGCCACGAAUGUCACCUUCGCCGCCUUGCAGGUCGUCCUUGGCGGCCUGCUCUUUGCGACAUACAGCAUCCACUUCGUGAUACUGUCCAUCUUGUGCGGUGGGCUGUGGUGGGCCAUCAACUGGUUUGCGCGGGAGCUCAAGGCCAGUCAUGCCCGGGAGUUGAGCGAGCAGGCAAAGGUCGCACGAAAGACUGCGCCGCUGUCCUCGUCGGACAGCGAGACAGAGGUGGAAACCGUCAUCGCGAAAGCAACGGAUAAGCCUAUUACGGGGAGCAAGGAGGUGGAGGCAACUGAGCAAACCGGCGAGUUGACGCGUCGCCAGACCGAGGCAUCAUCCCAGGGAACCAAGUCAAGCGUCAGCACCGAGGACGAGUGGGAGAAGGUCUCUGAGAGCGAGAACGAGAAGAAUAAAUAG
Phaeoacremonium minimum UCRPA7 is the source of this 483-nucleotide messenger RNA. RefSeq names its product putative pkr1-domain-containing protein. The record is from RefSeq and is a predicted model, not a curated record. The transcript has a single exon. Bases 1 to 483 code for a protein of 160 amino acids. Lineage: Eukaryota; Fungi; Ascomycota; Sordariomycetes; Togniniales; Togniniaceae. Gene Ontology annotation, cellular component: endoplasmic reticulum membrane. Gene Ontology annotation, biological process: vacuolar proton-transporting V-type ATPase complex assembly.